AUGGACAACCAGGGCGGCUAUAACGCGGGAGGUCAGGGUGUGACACAGGGUGGCGGAUGGAUGCCGCCUAUCCGCCAGGAAAUGCAGUACCUCUGUGCAGAUUGCGGUGCGGAGAAUGAGAUCAAGGCACGAGAGCCGAUUCGAUGCAAGGAGUGUGGUCAUCGUAUAAUGUACAAGAAGCGCACCAAACGCAUGGUCCAAUUCGAGGCACGAUGA
Peniophora sp. CBMAI 1063 is the source of this 216-nucleotide messenger RNA. The record is from the annotation of a GenBank genome assembly. Lineage: Eukaryota; Fungi; Basidiomycota; Agaricomycetes; Russulales; Peniophoraceae.